Leopardus geoffroyi (Geoffroy's cat) is the source of this 7260-nucleotide messenger RNA. RefSeq names its product synaptojanin 2 (gene SYNJ2). The record is from RefSeq and is a predicted model, not a curated record. The transcript is spliced from 26 exons. Lineage: Eukaryota; Metazoa; Chordata; Mammalia; Carnivora; Felidae. Gene Ontology annotation, molecular function: phosphatidylinositol-4,5-bisphosphate 5-phosphatase activity; RNA binding. Bases 88 to 4617 code for a protein of 1509 amino acids. Gene Ontology annotation, biological process: phosphatidylinositol dephosphorylation; synaptic vesicle endocytosis; brain development. Gene Ontology annotation, cellular component: perinuclear region of cytoplasm; presynapse.
GGCGCAAAGUGAAACUCCCGGCACUUGCGGGAGCGCGGGGAGCGGAGACGGGCUGCGCGCCCUCGGGCCGGACGCGCCCCGGCGCCCAUGGCGCUGAGCAAGGGGCUGCGGCUGCUCGGGCGGCUGGACCCCGCGGGGGAGAGCAGCGUCCUGCUGGAGGCGCGAGGCCGCGGGGACUGCCUGCUCUUCGAGGCCGGCACCGUGGCCACGCUCGCUCCGGAAGAGAAGGAGGUCAUUAAAGGCCAGUAUGGAAAGAUCACCGACGCUUACGGCUGCCUGGGGGAGCUCAGGUUAAAAUCUGGUGGUGCUUCCCUGAGCUUCCUGGUUUUGGUGACAGGCUGCACGUCCGUGGGCAGAAUUCCAGAGGCUGAAAUCUACAAAAUCACUGCCACCGACUUUUACCCUCUCCAGGAGGAGGCCAAGGAGGAGGACCGCCUCACAGCCUUGAGGAAAAUCCUCAACUCGGGGUUCUUCUACUUCUCCUGGCCCAAUGAUGGGUCUAGCUUUGACCUCACCGUCCGGGCACAGAAGCAGGACCAUGACAGCUACGAGUGGGGGAGCUCCUUCUUUUGGAACCAGCAGCUGCACGUGCCCCUGAGGCAGCACCAGGUGAGCUGCUGUGACUGGCUGCUGAAGGUCAUCUGCGGGGUGGUGUCCAUCCGUACCGUCUACGCCUCACACAAGCAGGCCAAGGCCUGCCUCAUUUCCCGCAUCAGCUGCGAGCGCGCCGGCGCUCGCUUCCACACCCGCGGCGUGAACGACGACGGCCACGUGUCCAACUUCGUGGAGACAGAGCAGACGAUUUACAUGGAUGAUGGAGUGUCGUCUUUUGUCCAGAUCAGGGGCUCCGUUCCGCUGUUUUGGGAGCAGCCAGGGCUUCAGGUUGGCUCUCAUCAUCUGAGACUCAAUAGAGGCCUAGAAGCCAAUGCCCCUGCUUUCGACAGGCAUAUGGUGCUUCUGAAGGAGCAGUAUGGGAAGCAAGUGGUUGUGAACCUGCUGGGGAGCAGAGGCGGAGAGGAGGUGCUCAACAGAGCCUUCAAGAAGUUGCUCUGGGCUUCUUGCCACGCCGGCGACACGCCUAUGAUAAACUUUGACUUCCAUCAACUUGCCAAAGGUGGGAAGCUAGAGAAGUUGGAGAACCUGUUGAGGCCCCAGUUGAAGCUCCACUGGGAUGACUUUGGUGUGUUUACCAAGGGCGAGAAUGUAAGUCCACGUUUUCAGAAAGGCACGCUGCGGAUGAACUGUCUCGAUUGCCUGGACCGAACCAACACCGUGCAGAGCUUUAUUGCACUCGAGGUUCUCCACCUGCAGCUCGAGAGCCUGGGGCUGAACUCCAAGCCCAUUGCUGACCGUUUCGUGGAGUCCUUCAAAGCCAUGUGGUCUCUGAAUGGGCACAGCCUGAGCAAGAUGUUCACGGGCAGCCGGGCCCUGGAAGGGAAGGCUAAGGUAGGGGCAGACCACAGGGGGCAAGGAAGGGCCUGCACGGGUCCCUCUCACAGCCUGUGGUCUGGCUCACGGCAGGUAGGGAAGCUGAAGGACGGGGCCCGGUCCGUGUCUCGCACUAUCCAGUCCAACUUCUUUGACGGGGUGAAGCAGGAGGCCAUCAAACUGCUGCUCGUGGGGGAUGUCUACACUGAGGAGUCUGCAGACAGAGGAAGGGUACUCCUGGACAACACGGCCCUGCUGGUGACCCCCAGGAUCCUGAGAGCCAUGGCAGAGCGCCAGUCGGAAUUCACACAUUUCAGACGGAUCCGAAUCGCCAUGGGGACCUGGAACGUGAACGGAGGGAAGCAGUUCAGGAGCAACCUCCUCGGGACGGCAGAGCUGGCCGACUGGCUGCUGGACUCCCCCAAGCUCUCGGGCCUGGCAGGGUCCCCGGAUGAUGACAGCCCAGCUGACAUAUUUGCCGUGGGGUUUGAAGAGAUGGUGGAACUGAGCGCAGGGAAUAUCGUCAAUGCCAGUACCACCAACAGGAAGAUGUGGGGUGAGCAGCUGCAGAAAGCCAUCUCACGCUCUCAUAGGUACAUUCUCUUGACCUCGGCACAGCUGGUGGGCGUCUGUCUGUAUAUCUUUGUACGUCCAUACCAUGUCCCAUUCAUCAGAGACGUGGCGAUUGACACGGUGAAGACCGGCAUGGGAGGAAAGGCGGGGAACAAGGGUGCCGUGGGCAUCCGCUUCCAGUUCCACAGCACCAGCCUCUGCUUCGUGUGCAGCCACCUGACGGCCGGGCAGGCCCAGGUGAAGGAGAGGAACGACGACUACAGGGAGAUCACCCAGAAGCUCAGUUUCCCGAUGGGAAGAAACAUCUUCUCUCACGAUUACGUGUUUUGGUGCGGCGAUUUCAACUACCGCAUCGAUCUCACUUACGAAGAAGUCUUCUAUUUUGUCAAACGCCAAGACUGGAAGAAACUUCUGGAAUUUGACCAGCUCCAGCUGCAGAAAUCAAGUGGAAAAAUUUUUAAAGACUUUCACGAAGGCACCAUUAAUUUUGGACCUACUUACAAGUAUGACGUUGGCUCGGCCGCCUACGACACGAGUGACAAAUGCCGCACCCCUGCCUGGACAGACAGGGUCCUGUGGUGGAGGAAGAGGCACCCUUUUGACAGAACAGCCGGAGAUCUCAACCUGCUAGACAACGACAUAGACGCGGACAGCACGGUCAGACAUUCCUGGUCUCCUGGAGCCCUCAAGUAUUACGGCCGAGCGGAACUGCAAGCAUCCGAUCACAGACCCGUGCUGGCGAUCGUGGAGGUGGAAGUGCAAGAAGUCGAUGUGGGUGCUCGGGAGAGGGUGUUCCAGGAAGUGUCCUCUUUCCAGGGCCCCCUGGAUGCUACCGUCAUAGUCAACCUUCAGUCACCAACCGUAGAAGAGAAAAACGAGUUUCCUGAGGACGUGCGCACAGAACUCAUGCAGACAUUGGGCAAUUAUGGGACCAUUGUUCUUGUCCGGGUCAACCAAGGGCAGAUGCUGGUGACUUUUGCAGACAGUCACUCAGCUCUCAGCGUCCUGGACGUGGACGGUAUGAAGGUGAAGGGCAGAGCAGUGAAGAUCAGACCAAAGACCAAGGACUGGCUGAAGGGUUGGCAGGAGGAGAUCAUCCGAAAGCGGGAUAGCAUGGCCUCCGUGUCUCCAACCGCCAAUUCCUGUUUGCUGGAGGAGAACUUCGACUUCACAAGCUUGGACUAUGAGUCAGAGGGGGACAUUCUCGAAGAUGACGAAGACUACUUGGUGGAUGAGCUAAGUCAGCCUGUGGUCUCAGACGGUGAGACGGCAGGGGACUACCUUUCCGAAGCCCCCAGCUGCACAGCAGCCGUGCCUGCCGACACGUCACCUGCACUCACUAAAAAGACGCGGCACCCGACCUACAAAGAUGAUGCUGACCUGGCAGAGCUCACGCAGGAGCUGGAAGCAGUCGGGGAUUUCCGCCACCGUUCUCCAAGCAGGUCUCUGUCGGUUCCCACUAGGCCUCGGCCACCUCACCCACCGCAGAGACCCCCCCCUCCAACUGGUUUAAUGGUGAAAAAGUCGGCUUCGGACGUGUCCAUCUCCUCCGGCACCCAUGGGCAGUACUCGAUUUUGCAGACGGCAAAACUUCUGCCAGGAGCGCCCCAGCACGCACCCAAAGCCAGGACGGGGAUAAGUAAACCCUACAAUGUCAAGCAGAUCAAAACUACCAAUGCCCAGGAGGCAGAAGCAGCCAUCCGAUGUCUCCUGGAAGCGAGAGGGGGCAUCCCAGGAGAAGCCGUAAAUGCCACAGCCCUGAGGAACCAAGGGACUUCCAAACCAGAGCCCCCAGUAGCGGUGGCCCCGCUCCUGCCCCGUCGGCCUGCACCCAGGGUUCCUGCCAUCAAGAAGCCAACCUUGAGGAGGACCGGAAAGCCUGAGUCACCGGAAGAACAGUGUGGGCAACAGUCUGUCCAUUUCACAAUCGGGCCCCCAGAGACCAGCCUUGAAACCCCUCCUCUAGCAGCCGUCCCUCCUGUUCCCAAACCGAGAACACUUCAGCCCAGGAAGGGGACUGACAGGAAGGCAAGUGGGGGGAAGCCGGUGCCCAACGACGCCCCUCCUGCGGCCGGAGCCACCCCGCCACCCCCUCUGGAGGUGCUGCCCCCCGCGCCGCAGGCACCCCCGAGGAGGAAGAAGUCCGCCCCCGCGGCCUUCCACCUGCAGGUGCUGCAGAGCAACAGCCAGCUUCUCCAGAGCCUCACCUGUAGCAGCAGUGACUGUUCCCCGGCGCCCCGGCCUGACCAGGGCGUGCUCUUUCCACAGCCGGCUCAUCCUGGCCCCUUGUCUGCUGCUGGUGCCCAAGCAGAUGGUACCAAGGAGACACAGCCAGAGGCGGCCUCCCUUCUUGGUGAUUACCAGGAUCCUUUCUGGAACCUUCUCCACGACACUCACCUGUUGAAGAAUGCCUGGCUUUCCAAGAACUCUGACCCACUGGACCCCGGGACUGGGAGCCUUGGAAGAGCACACACAGCCUCGCUGCAAAUCAGCGCCUCAGCGGCCGACAACCUGCCACCGGAGCACGGGCCGAGCGACUUGGGUCACUGGAUGACAAUCAGUGACAAGGACAAGAGGACUGUGCUGCAGGUGUUUGACCCGCUGGCAGAAACAUGAGCAGGAGGCACGGACCACAGCUCUUUCCGAGAACGUGUGCCUUCUUCCCUCUGGCAUCUCUUUCCAGGGCACAGCCCCACACCUUGGCCUCACCCUCCCGGGUCAAAAGAGACCUCUAUUUAAAGGCACACUGAAAACACAGUUGUCCUUCUGUCACUCUUGUGUCUCUUAUUCAAUGAGAUAAUUAUUCAGCCACGAAGAUACGUUUUAUUCCAGACGUGUGCAUUUUAGUUUCCUAGAAUCUGGUUAGAUUCAGCGUGUAGACUUGAGGAAAGAGAAUCUAGCUGAUGAUGUCCAAGAGUCUCUCUCUCAUUGGAUUUUAAAUGGUUUUUCAAUUUAUGUGUGUAUGUGGGUCUUUUUAAUUUUUGUUUGUAUCUUACAGAUAUUGGGAAUAACUUUACGGUGAACCGCCUGAAGGUUGAUCCAUAAAACUAAAAGGUGUCUGGGACCAUUAAGAGCUAUAUCCCUGGCCUGCUGAUAUGAGGUUACAAAAAAUAGUAAAAGUUGGAAGCCCCCAAUAGAUCAACCAAAUGAGUAUACAUUCCUGUGAGCCCUUGUGUUUACUUAUAUACGUGUACACUGACCCUGAUCACGUGAGAAAUGGUGUCGCACACGGUUUUGGGUCUGAAGUAUAUCCCAUUUGCUGAACCUGAGCUGAAGCGGCUGCAGACUCCUUCCCGCAUCAUGUCUUGGAUGGUGCCUGCCCCAUAAAGCGCUACAGUCUUGAGCCCACGUGUACUAAACUGGUUUUUCUACACUGACUCUUCCCUAUGAGAGAAAACCUCGCGGCCUCUUUCUCCUCUUACAUUCCAUACCAAGUAAAAGCACAAACCGUGAAAACCCAUACCGGCACAUGACAUUGGUCCUCGUUGUUGUAUUAUGAAGAAUAUUUAUUUUAGCUCUGUGCCUCCCUAUAUAAGAAACCCCAGGGCAGCAUUUUUGGGUUUGCUUAUCUAUCUGUUUAUUAGGCUUAUUGUUUUUGGCUAUACAUUUUUCUAUACAUUUGCAACACCACUUCUUGCCCUAGUCCAUCAUUUAGAAAGGUAUCACCUAAAUAUUAGUUUACAUUUUAAGAAUAAGGUUAUAAGGUGUAGAAUCCGUUUGGAGAGGAUACCGUAUUUUCGGUAACAAGAAAUUCACUGGUGAAAUCUUACUGUUUUUACCUCUGGGUAAAACCACUCUGGGGGUUUUUACCACUGGGGGUAACCACUCUGUUUUUACCUCAAGGGUUUCAGAAUUAUUUCUCAUUGCCACUAUCGGGAUACACUGCAGGUUAUUUAAAUUUGGUGCUCAAAACAAAAAGAAAACCACCACAUUCAUCGCAUUUCAUCUGAAAACCGAUUAGAGAAAAAAGGUAUUAGUGACCCACAGAGAGAAACUGAGAGUAUAUGUGAUUGACCAGUGGUAAAAGAUGAUGUUUCUGGCCUUAGCUGACGAGGACGUUUUCUGUAGUAAGUACUUCAUAUCCCGUUACGUCUCGUAAACACAAGUAAACAACAUCAUUCUUGAAGAGUUAGGGGGAGAAGGAACACAAGAUCGGUAAGCGUCCCGGAGAAGUGAAAUGAUUUGCCGGGAUCCACUUUGCUACUGAGGGUACGACUGGGAACGGAAUCAAAGAUUUCUUAAUUCAAAUGUUCUUUCCUCUGUCACCUCUUUUUCCCAUCAAAAAGGAGGUGAAUUUGAAAGCAGGUAUGUGUAUGACAGCAGUGACUUGCAGUGAUGGAAAUAGGCCUAACUUUAAGGUUUCUUCUUCUAGAUCCAAGUAGCCAUAAGUGGGACAGAGAACAGAAUUUUAAUUAAGAAAGGUGCUCAUCACACAGGUGGCUCAUAAGAGUCUGACAUUAAGUAUUAACACAGAAUUAUGUUGACCUCAGGAGGCAGGUCACAAGAAAAAUUAUCAGUAGUUUAACAUAAAGAAUUGAACAAACAUGAUGUGAUAAGAGGUGUUCAAAUUUGGUGAACAACGUAGACUGAAUUUUGAGGUGAUCAUAUAGGUAAGGUUCACACACCAGUGUUCUCUUUUAAAAAAGGACAAUUGGAAUUGCCUUAUUUAUUUUUUAAAUCAGUGCUUUGAUAGUUUGUAGGUUCCCUAGGUUCACAGCAGAGUUGGUUGAAUAAUCUGGACAAUGAGCAGCUGCCAUCCUGGGGAUUUCAUCCUGUGGGUUUUUUAUUUUUGGUCUUUCUCUGCUCCCAUACAGGCCGUGCAGUUUCUUUCAUUACUACUCUGUAAGGCGGUCCAGUUCACUGCAGAGGAUUUGAAGCACAGAACUUUAUAAUUCAAUAUUGUCUCUGUGACCCCAACAUUAUAUUCCCUUUUCCAAUGUAAUUUUCUCCAACAUCUUGCCUAAUUUUAAAGUUUGUUCCAGUAAAUGACUGAAAUUAGGACAUCUGCCCAAGCAAUUCCUGUAAAAGUUUAAGGUUGUUGAAAUUCAAGAUACAAUAAAAUUUUCCUGAUACGUAGAAGUACAAACAAAGUAAUGCAUUAAAACAUUCACUUUGUAAUGAAGCAAUUUUCUCAGAAAGCUGCAAAAAUUAUUUAUUGGGUGACUAGUGAUUAAUAAAAACCCUGUAAUGUUUAUUUGAAGUGAUAAUUUGUACUGCAAUUGUAAAAAUGCCUAUUAAAUAUUUUGUUUUGUUUUUUAA